GUCAAAAAUCUGACAAAUCGCUAGUUGGUGAUGUGUUUCAUGCGUUUAAUAAUUUCUAAAUAAAACUAACAAAACACUUAUUUUAUUAUGUCAAUGUGUUCCUAAUAGAUUAUAUUUGAUCUUUAUAAUGAAUUUCAACGCUUCCAGAAACGUUGGGCAUUCCGGAGGCAUCCGGAAGGCCAAAAGAGUGAGCGAUGUGUCUGCGAUGGGUGCUCCGUCACCUACGCCGGCUUUCAGCCCUGGGCCACCUUACAACGCGCCUUAUUCACACGGGACCCCUCCGCCACCGUAUCAAGAAGGAAUCCAAUUGGAUACCACGCAGAACUUCGCAUCACCUGGGCCAGCACCAAAUUACGGUUACAUGGGAGGCUUUCCUCAGACUCCAAUGGCAUCUCCAGCGCAACUAGGGUCUAUGCUUCAACAGCCUAUUGUACAGGACAUGGCAUUCCAGUACGGCAACCAGCUGGCGGCGCAGGGCAAGGAGGUGGUCCAGCGCGAGCUGAGUCGCUUCGUGCCCGUCUCUCGCAUGAGAUACUACUUUGCGGUAGACACGCGAUAUGUUCUUAAGAAGCUGAUGCUGAUACUGUUCCCAUUUACACAUAAGGAGUGGAUGCUGAAGUACGACCAGGACUCCCCAGUGCAGCCGCGCUACGACAUCAACGCCCCGGAUCUGUACAUACCCUCCAUGGGCUAUGUCACCUACGUGCUACUUGCUGGUUUUAUGUUGGGCUUGCAGCACCGGUUCUCCCCGGAGCAGAUCGGUAUGCAAGCUUCCAGUGCCCUUGCAUACAUCAUCUUCGAGAUGAUCCUCUACCUGGUCACUCUCUACAUCACCAACACCAACACCAACCUGAAGACCUUGGAUUUGUUAGCGUUCUCUGGGUACAAGUACAUCAUAAUGAUUGGCAGCCUGCUUGCCGGGCUGAUGCUGGGCAGGACGGGGUAUUACUGCAGUCUGGUUUAUACGAGCUUCACAUUGUCUUAUUUCCUGGUCAAAACCCUCCGAGUGCAGGUGCUGUCGGGGUCGGGGUCCAGCCCGGCCGCGCCCUACUCCGACCCCUGGCCGCGGCCCAGCGCCAGCGGCACCAAGCGCAGGGUCUACUUCCUGCUGUUCGUGGCCAUCACGCAGCCGCUGCUGUCCUGGUGGCUCACCUACCAUCUCGUGCCUUCCAGUGCGGUCCUGCCAGUGAUCACUCCCGCUCGAUAGCGGUGGCAUUUAGUGAAAUUUUAUAAGUAGUGGUUAAUGGCAGUGUCGGGUGUGAAGUGAUAAAUUUAAUUACAAAACUAAUGUUAUGAUGUGUAAUCGCUGUUCCAAGUUCAAAACUUGCUGUUCCAAAUAUAUAUCCUUUGUCAAAAUUAAUUAAUGUUAAUGCUUUACUUUAAUUAAUUUAGCAUUGUAUAGUUUUAAUAUUCAAUCAAGCAAGUAAUUGGGUGAAAUAAAUGGUUACCUGCCUAAAAGGAGUGCUGUAUUGCUGCCAGGGCUCAUUCCAAUAUAUGAAAGGGACUUUUCUCCAUUACUAUUGUUCAACACUUUUAUUAUAGAGUACUUAUAUAAAGAUCAGUUGCAAAAUAAUAUUGGUUUAUCAUCACAUAAUUUAUAGUUUAUCUGAUUAACAUAGACAUAAUAUAUGAAAUGUCAAUGGAAUCAACCAUUUAAUCUAACAUGGUGUUUUUGUGGCCAAAUAGCUCAUACCAUUUUCUUGCUAAUGUUUGUCUAUAAGAAGACUGUGCGAAAAGGAGAUUCAGAAUGCUUUUCAGUUUUUGGGCUAAAGAGUUUUGCAGAAGCCAAUGGUGUGGACUGUAGACCGUGUGGACCAUGUGGCUUCUUCAAUACUUUUUUGUUCUAAUAAAAUUGAAUAAUACAAAUCCUAUGUUAUGCUGUAUUAAAAACUACCAAAAUUACUUUUACAUAAAUAAAAUGUCAUGAAAAUGUAAUGAAGAUUCUCAUUCUGGUUUCAAGUGUGUAAUCCUUGUCAGAUUUUGUACUUUAUUAUUUUAACUUAAUAUACGAAAGAUAAUAUGCCA
This is a messenger RNA of Plodia interpunctella (Indianmeal moth), 2025 nucleotides long. RefSeq names its product Yip1-interacting factor 1 (gene Yif1). The coding region runs from base 128 to 1207 and encodes 359 amino acids. NCBI's taxonomy places the organism in Eukaryota, Metazoa, Arthropoda, Insecta, Lepidoptera, Pyralidae. The transcript is spliced from 7 exons. Gene Ontology annotation, cellular component: Golgi membrane; endoplasmic reticulum membrane; endoplasmic reticulum-Golgi intermediate compartment. The record is from RefSeq and is a predicted model, not a curated record. Gene Ontology annotation, biological process: endoplasmic reticulum to Golgi vesicle-mediated transport.